AAGAUGAGUGACUACGCGAUCAGCUUCAUCAAAGACUUUCUGGCCGGCGGGAUUGCCGCUGCCAUUUCCAAAACUGCAGUAGCGCCCAUCGAACGGGUGAAGUUACUGUUACAGGUCCAACAUGCCAGUAAGCAGAUCACAUCAGAAACACAAUACAAGGGGAUCUUGGACUGCGUUGUGCGCAUUCCCAAAGAGCAGGGAUUUUUAUCUUUCUGGCGUGGAAACCUGGCCAAUGUGAUCAGGUAUUUCCCAACUCAGGCCCUUAACUUCGCCUUCAAGGACAAGUAUAAGCAAAUCUUCCUUGGGGGCGUCGAUAAGAAGACGCAGUUCUGGCGUUACUUCGCCGGGAAUUUGGCAUCGGGCGGAGCGGCUGGAGCAACCUCCCUGUGUUUCGUUUACCCGCUGGACUUCGCCCGAACGCGGCUGGCAGCUGAUGUGGGCAAAGGCCUGAACGAGAGAGAGUUCACCGGCCUGGCCAGCUGCAUCACGAAAAUCUUUAAAUCAGACGGCAUUAGAGGCCUGUACCAGGGAUUUAACGUCUCUGUCCAAGGCAUCAUCAUAUACCGAGCUGCCUACUUUGGAGUCUAUGAUACCGCAAAAGGUAUGUUGCCAGAUCCCAAGAACGUGCAUAUUCUGAUUAGCUGGAUGAUUGCACAAACUGUCACAGCAAUGGCGGGACUGGUGUCCUAUCCAUUUGACACGGUCCGUCGGCGGAUGAUGAUGCAGUCAGGUCGGAAAAAAGCUGACAUUAUGUAUUCGGGCACAAUCGAUUGCUGGAGAAAGAUUACAAAAGAUGAAGGACUGAGAGCUUUCUUCAAAGGUGCCUGGUCAAAUGUAUUGAGAGGAAUGGGUGGUGCGUUUGUUCUGGUACUGUAUGAUGAAAUCAAAAAGUAUGUCUAAGAUCCAGUGGCUUCUAUCAACCCAUUUCAUCAUCAUCAUUUUAAAUUAUUCAACAUUAAACAAAAACUGUAUUAUAUUGUAGUAGAUAAUGGUUUAACAAUAAUGAGCGUACCUUUAAGAAAUCAGAUGUCAGAAUAAAAAGUUGCAGGUUGGGGACUCAUUGAAUGUGAAAGGGCUCAGAACAUUAUUAAAAUUUAUAGUCAAACCUUUUGGUUUGUCAUCUAUGUAUUGAAUUCCAUGGCCAAAUCCCCAUGCCAACUCUAUGUUUUAUUUAGGAACUUACCAUUUAUUUUUCCCUGGCUGGUGACUUAUUUCUGUAUUUGUAGUAGAGGGAUAGUUAUAUUCUAAUUUCAAUUAUUAUGCCCAUUGUUUAGCAUUGAUCCUAACUGAAACAAAUGUUAUUUAUAGUCCUAAUUAAAUCAAAAGUAUUUAUUAAGAUUGCUUCAUGUAUACAAUUUUCAAUAAAACUUUUGGUCUUGAAUUGAGCUAAUGCUUAUAUUAACUUCUUGAUCAUGCACUGCGGCAGAGACAAAGCAACUUGAAAUGAAAUUCAAGUUGUAGCAAUAGAGUCUCUGUGGACCACAGCAUAAUUGUUAGUAAGGACAUUACAUUUUCAUGGCAGCGAUUUGCUUUUUUUUUUACAUUUAGUCAAACUUUUAUAUUCCAUUUUUAACAAUAGCUAGGGAUUAACAUAAAGUGCUUAUGCUUAGAAUAGGAACAAGAAUGCAAGAGGACCUUUAUCACAGAUACAUUAGAAAUCAAGUUAGGAAGCAUUAUUUUAUUUUACUGAGCCUUGAUUAGAACCUUAGUUAGACUAUAUAUGGUAUAUGGUGUUCAGCAGAAGUAAGUUUUAGGCAGUACAGAGUUACCAAAUUGAUAAUCAGACCUAAAAGUAGAUACAAAUUGAUGCAUUUUUGUAUUUGGAAUGAGAGGUACCAUUCAUUCCUUAGACCUCUAUCACACCAUGGCUUCAGUCUGUAUCAUCUGCGCGUACACUGUACCAAUUAAUCAUCUAGGCUACUCCAAUAGGAUUUCUGAAGCUCAUGUCAAGUUCACAGGGCCAGUGAGAAACACCAAGUUACAAACCAUUGACUCAGAAACAUAUAAUUGCUCCUCCAAUGACACUGGAUGUAAAUCCUGUAUCUCCAUACCCAAGACCAUUGUGGAAGUGGUUUUAUCAAAAAGAUGGCAAAAUUUCAAGAUGGUUUAACACCAUCUCAAAUGCAAUUUAGUGAUGAGCCAUAAUUGCUCAUGCGUUUACAAUCCAAAACAAAAUUAAGUAGAUGUAGAUCUAAUUUAGUGGGUUUUAUAUUUUAAAUAAAUUAUGCCUUCCAUUGGGAAGGGGUGAAUUCAGAACAGAGCAUAUCUCAGGUUUGUGACUUGCAAGCUAGCAGUGACAACAGGAAGACAUUUUUAAUAGGUGCCACCAAGAAUGUGGAGAAUGUUCUCCUAUAAGCUGUGCAUGCUGUACAAAAUUAAAGCUUCAAGACAAAGUCAAGUUUGGUUAGGUAUAUUAUUGAGGGAAGAUUAUGGAACAAAAAAGCCUAGUGCUGAGCAGAAUAGGAAGUUAAAUUACAUACUCCUAUGCAAUGAAGUCCAGAGGAAAUCCUCUAACAAAAUGAGCUAGGUAGACCAUGACGCAGUUAAGUCCCUGCAGUGACUGGCUCAUUUUUAUCUAAAGAAUCACAAUGUUAUCUUACAAAUGUUCAUUUCUACAUAGCAAAGAAAAUGGUUUUGAAUCACAAAUACCAAUGUAUACAAAUUAAUAUUUUUGUCCUAAAACAAAUUCUGACACUGAAAUUCUUGGAUAUGCUAUAGGUAAAUUUAAAAUCAUAUUAAUAACUUAAGAGUUGGCAGAAAGAUUAAAUUUCAAUGAAAUGUUUGUUUUUUUGUCCCAACAACUAAAAGGUUAUGAGGGAGAAUAGAUCAUAUUACUGAUGAAUAAACACAAACUCAGCUUCACAAAGGAGAGCUAGUUAAAAAUGUGAUGGCUGAAAAAAGAUCAGAACACUUGUUCAGGUUCACUUUCCAAGGAAUAUUUGUUUAUUUUGAAUUUUCUCUCAACUAAAAAUUGAAAGGAAAUGUUAAAAUACCAGGAAAAAUCUCCCAUUUUGUGAAACCAGAUAAAAUACCGCAUUUUGCAAAUGCUCUUUUAUUUAACUUCUUUUUAAUAAUACCUACAUACUUUAUUUUUUUCAUUCUGCCUUUACUGAACCAGAAUCAUAUUUAUUAUUAUGGACUUAAAUGAUGUGUAAUUAUAUAUUUAAUGGCACAUACAAGUGAAAAUUAUAUUCUAGUUAAAAAUAAAACCUUUAACAAUACAGACCCUCUUCCCUCAAUACAUUCAUGCUUUGAGUAGCAAACAUAGGCUAAAGUCUUAUAAGCUACUGCUAUCUAUUCACAUCUUCCAAAAUGUAGUAGUGUAAUCACUUGUGUUUUAGUAUGAUGUCUAUUGGUGAAUCCUCAGAUGGCUGGAGAGGCUGAUCCAGGAUCCACAAAUCCUGGAUACAAGUGGGCAAGCGUAAAUAGUAAUAUAUAUCGUAGUAUGGAAGCAUGACAAAGUUUGUUGCUAGAUAGGAAUUUCCACUUUCGUCUCGAUCUUAAAUUUCUGUCUCUUCAAUGGUCUUGCUCUAUCAGUAUGCUAAAGGUUAAAGCUAUAUACAAUUAAUUGUGUGGUACCAACAGACAGCUGCUUUGACAGAGAUGCCAACAUUUUUAUGGUUAAGGCAUCUGCAGGCUUAAAACAUGACAUAGCAGAAGGAAACAGCUAACUUAAAAUUCUCCUUUGUGGAUGCUGAGGGAAGACUGUGGAGAUUGGUUACUCUUACAACACUUUCUUGGCAUGCUUCCAAUAGCUUACAAAUUACUAACUUUUAAUUAAUGCAUGAUCUUAUCAAGUGGAUUUGGAUAGAAGUAUUUACAUAAUUUAACUGGAAGGAAUGACUGAUGAAUCAUAUUGCUUUAAAUAGAACAUUAUUUUGAUAAACAUUCAACAUAUUUAUAUUAGAUGUAGAAGCUUUAUUUUUAUUGCACAAGUUUCUUGGAAUGCAGCAGGAAGGUUUUGUACUUAAUAUGAUUGCUUAUUGAAAACUUUUCCCAAAUGUAUUGUUGUGCAUUCAACACUCAAUAUUAGAAUGCAAACAAAUACACUGAAAAGUAGUGCUAAUGUUUUAUAAAUUACACAGUGCAAUCUAACAAUUAACACAUUGCUGUUGCCAUACAACACUCAAUUUUUUUUGCCGGUUUCAUCCACAUUUCAAUACAGGUUGAGUAUCCCUUAUCUGAAAUGCUGGGGGGUUGGUCCAGAUUUCUUUUUUUAAAAAAAAAAUUUGUAUCUAUAUAAUGAGAUACAUUGGGGAUGGGACCCAAGUCUAAACACGAAGUCCAGCUGCAUUACACAUACUGCUUAUGUACAGCUGGUGAGAAGUUCUAAGAGUGAAGAGUCCACAUUCAGAGCCCAUACGUACAAACAAGCUGGAUGAACUCAGCAGGUCGGACAGCAUCUGUUGAAAUGAGUGUACUUUGUGUUCACAUUCAGAGCCCGGUCUGACAUAAUAGGGUUUGGUCCACCACAGACAGUCAAGAGUUAAAUGAAUGCCCUGACAGCAACAGUUAUCGGGUUCCAGGGCUGCAACUGGCUUCAUAAUUGCAAUCAAUUUCAAAUAGCCACAACAACUACAAUGUGAGGGGAGGUACUUUUAUAUAUAUUUUUAAACAAUUUUGUGCAUGAAACAAUAACCUUCAAGUUUCAGUUCAUUGUGAUAGAUGUUUGCUUGCUUCAUGAUCAGCCUACCUUUAAGCAGCAUAUAUUUACUCCGACACUGAUGAAUCCACUGAAUACACAAUCAAGAUCUUAAUUUUUCACUUCAUGCAAUGCUUUCCUAUUUUUCAACAACUGUUCGUUACAUACAGUAUGUGUUCACUUCUCAGAAUUGUCUGUGAUGCGAAUUUUCCAUGUCAGCGCUCAAAAACAAAAACGGAUUUUGGAUGUUUUUAGAUUUUGGAAUUUCGGUAAGGGUACUCAAUCUUUAUUGCUAAACAGUAACAUCUAUGAGACACUUUGGAAUGUCAUGUGCCCAUGUUAGAACUUUACAAAUAAAUCAAAAAUUACUUUGUCUGUUAAAACAAAGCAUGAUGUUAUCAACCCCAGAGCUAUACAUUUUUAAAUUUACAAUUGCUACAUGCUACUUCAUUAAACAUAGAUAUUUAAUGCCUCGCUGAACUGAAAUAUGACACCCUCAUACAUUUAGUAUUGGAUCUGUAGUUGUAGUUGAAUUUGUUAUUGGUAUAGUUGUCCAUGGAAUGGCUUAGUUAUUACUGCAUUUUGUGCAACGUUUAUUUAGUUAUUGAUUGAUUGACAUACAUCAUGGAGUAGGCCCUUCUGGCCCUUCAUGCUGUGCUUACCAGCAUUCUCCCAAUUUAAUCAUAGCCUAUUCACAG
Hypanus sabinus (Atlantic stingray) is the source of this 5340-nucleotide messenger RNA. RefSeq names its product solute carrier family 25 member 4 (gene slc25a4). Gene Ontology annotation, biological process: mitochondrial ATP transmembrane transport; mitochondrial ADP transmembrane transport. Bases 4 to 900 code for a protein of 298 amino acids. Lineage: Eukaryota; Metazoa; Chordata; Chondrichthyes; Myliobatiformes; Dasyatidae. Gene Ontology annotation, cellular component: mitochondrial inner membrane. The record is from RefSeq and is a predicted model, not a curated record. Gene Ontology annotation, molecular function: ATP:ADP antiporter activity. The transcript has 4 exons.